GAAGGAACUAUUUAUAUCGACCCACAAAUUAGCCCAUUUUCUCUGUACAAGUGCACUACACAGGGCACAACAACAUGGCGUCGGCGCCCUACGUAGCCCACUAUGUUUACCUCAGGAAGGCAUUUGGGAUUCGUUCUCAGUGGAAGUGUGAAGGAAGAUGACUGUCUGUAGCCGACAUUAUUGUCGUUAUGGACUGGAGAAUCGCUUUUCUUCUUAUCAAGUUGUUCAUAAAAGACUGUGUAUGUUCGAUUGAAUUAUCUUCAAAAAAUGUUAAAGUCGAAUCUUCGGUGUUAUCCUGGAAUCAUCCAAAAGACAACACCAACAUCACCUAUGCUGUUCAGUACAACACGACGCUCAGUGAAUGGCAUGAUGUGUACAGAGGAACUCAGCAGCAAUUCAACUUCUCAGCAGAGGCAGAUGAUUUCUAUGGGAAGAGAUUUCGCGUGCAAGCAGAAAGAGGAAACCAAACGUCCGCCUGGGUGACGUCAAAGCUGGUUCAGUGUGUUCACCUUCACACAUGUGCCCCUUUAAUAGACCUGACGGUGGAGGGAGACAAGGUACACCUGUGGACGAAACACAGAGACGAGAGUCUGAAGAAGGAGAAAGGUGGACACAUCGAGUUCAGACUUCUGUACUGGAAGAGAAACAGCUAUAAUAAUAAAGAGGAGCUCUGGAAGCCCUUUGUCAAUUCCGUCCACCAUAUCCUUGAUGACCUGAAGUCAGGAGAGGAAUACUGCUUCCAGGCCGAGUAUUGGUAUCUAAACAAGCCCUAUGGAAAGCCCAGUCAGGAAAAAUGUACAGUCGUCCCUGAAACACCCUUUUCGCCAAUCCUGCGUAUUAUCAUGCUCGGUUUGCUAACAGUAGGGGUGCUGGCCUUCCUGGGAGGUUGCCUGUAUUUUGUUCACAAACAUUACAAAAGGAUUAAAGCACUCUUUCAGCCUCCUCUGGACAUCCCUGCGCAUUAUGAAGAGUUCUUUUUCAGCGAAUUCCCUGAGCGUCCAGCCACUCGUCCCGCUAGCCAAGUGGCCGAGUUGUGUGACAUCGUAGCUUUGGUGGAGGAUGUUGCAGAAAGCGAGGACAGAAGUGAUUUGGAACACAGCGAGUAGAAAGCGAGCUCCACGUGGAGCGAACACAGCAUUCUCUCCCAAUGGACUUGUGAGAAAUGUGAACUUUUGAUACUUUAUAUUUUUCUACAUUGAUUUGAUACACUAUUGUCCUCUUGCUUACCUUCAGUGAUUUUUUUCCUGCAUGAAAAAUGCAUUUUUUCCAACUGCUGAACAGUCAUGUUAUUGAAACAUGCCAACCUCAUGACCACAAGGAUUAAUCUGCUUUGUUGGUUGUUACAUUUAAGUCAAAUAAUUAGAGAAAAACAAAGGAAUCCUGACAGACUGUUAUCUACUGGUAGCUUGUAACUUUAUUUUAAGUGUGUGUGUGUGUGUGUGUGUGUGUGUGUGUGUGUGUGUGUGUGUGUGUGUGUGUGUGUGUGUGUGUGUGUGUGAGAGAGAGAGAGAGAGAGAGAGAGAGAGAGAGAGAGAGAGGGAGGAAGUUAGGGGGGACUAGGAGGUUCAAAGGUGCACUUUGACACUUUAAACUUAAAUAAUGUCAACUUAAGAAUAGAGUACCAGAAUGUUUCAGCUCAGCCUGAGGUGUUUGCCUGUUCAGAGAUUGAGCCUCCAACAAGAUCAUUCUUUCAAAUCAACCUAGUACUGUUAGUCUUUACACAGCAGGAGUCACAAAAUGUUAAUUGUUACACAUUUCAAAUCCACUCUUUUUUUUUUUUUUUUUGGUGAUAUGUACAUCUUGUUUACAUUUGUUUCUUAAUUAACUAUACAAAAAACACACAUUAGAACAGGUUAUUGUAUUUAUAUAUAUAUACAAUUCUUCGUUUUCAAGAAAGGAGUGAAUAUUUCUGGAGAUAUGUAUCUGUCAACCUGUGUAACUCUGGGGCAUGACAAUGAUAUGAUAAAACAAUAAUAAUCUAAUAACAACCUAAUGAUAUCAAUUCUAUAUGUUCUAGAUUCUGCUUACAAUUUACAAAUCAACACUAUUUAGUCAAAUUCAUUUUACUAUAUGGUUAGAAAACAGACAGACAGACAGACAGACAGACAGACAGACAGAUAGAUAGAUAGAUAGAUAGAUAGAUAGAUAGAUAGAUAGAUAGAUAGAUAGAUAGAUAGAUAGAUAGAUAGAUAGAUAUUAACGUUUGUUACAGUAAGAAAAUUGCUCUUACUCUUCAGUAGUUUUUAAAACUUGAGCCUUGAUAUAAAUGAACUUAUUCAGUUGUUCAUACAAUACUUCCACAAGAAAAUACUUUAUCCGUGAAAAUGCCAAAAAAUUCAAGAAAUUUAUACCUGAGGGUAUGCUAAUUUAUGCACGAGAAGUCUAACGUAACCAUAGACUUGCACAUGGAUUUCUUUUUAGAUGGAAUAUGAUAUUAAUUAAUUUUUAUGUUGUUUAUGCACAUAAAGUGUCCUUGAAGUCUCAAUCAAAAACAUUCUCACGCUUGUUCAUUAGGUUUUUGUGAAAACCAGUCAUUAUAUAUUAUUGGACUUAAUAAAAGUAAAUAAAGCAACACAAACUCAUACAUGAACUUCUGCCUUUCAGCCUUUACCCUGAUUAGUCAUUUUGUGCUCUUAGCUGCACACCAUAUAUGGAGUUUUGUGGGCAUCACUGCAUGCAAAUGAGCUGUGUGCUUUAUGUUUACAUUGUGCAGCACUUUGUUCAGACCUUUUGAAACUAAUUUACAAGUGUUAUAAUUAUUCAGAUUUGACAGACUUCAACUCACUGUACACUAAAAGAUUUCAUGUAGAACGGGUCAUGGCCCAUCCUGAAACUGCUCAAUUUCCUUCACUAAAUAUUCAGUGCUUCAACUGUUGAGCCCUUGAGUGCUCUCUCUCUGCUCCAGGGUCUCGCUGCCCUGUGCUCUAACCUAACAAGUUGAGAUCUCUAGAUAAAAUGUUAACUUUUCAUUGUGUAAUGUAUAUGUGACAAAUAAAACAUUUUACAUUUUGCCUUUAUUUUAUAGCAGUGUUUUAUUUACUUUUGUGCUGCUUCAGGUACUGAGACAAAAAAUAAUAUUUAAAACCACCUCCAACUGUAUAUAGAUCUACGUUUUGGGGAACAGAAAGACAAAAAAGUUUUGACUUGCCCGUGAGCUAUGAGUGCAAAUGUAUUAUUUUUGUUGUUUUUUAAUUACCUACUGCAUGUGUUUUAGUUUUAUCAAUCAAAAUAUCUUGAUCUACAGCUUUAUUUACCAGCUGUAUGUGAUUUCAAGAUGAUCUGUAUUAUUUAAAGAUGUAUUGCUCCAUUCUACAAUGGAUUUUUAUGUCUUUUCACCAUCCUUUUUACACACCAUCCCAGCAGCAAUUAUGAUUUUGCUGUAAAUAAUACAAAUGUGAAUGUAUAGAUCUGUACUUUAAUAAAAGAAGGUUUUUUAAA
Tachysurus fulvidraco (yellow catfish) is the source of this 3438-nucleotide messenger RNA. RefSeq names its product interferon gamma receptor 2 (gene ifngr2). The record is from RefSeq and is a predicted model, not a curated record. The transcript is spliced from 7 exons. Gene Ontology annotation, molecular function: protein binding. The coding region runs from base 189 to 1106 and encodes 305 amino acids. Lineage: Eukaryota; Metazoa; Chordata; Actinopteri; Siluriformes; Bagridae.